AUGGAUGCGUUCGGAACUCGACGCAAGGGUAUCUGGGGCACGCCUGUCCUCUACGCCUGCGCCACGGAAGUCUUCCGUCUGGCCGAUGAGGCUCACAGGGCGUACCGCCCUCCUUGCACGCAUUGCGGUGCCAAGUGUCCCUCCGCUUCGUCGAACUCUGGCAGCCUUUGGAACUUCAAGGAGGUCGGCAAGCCUGGAGUUGAGGAACCUCCCAGCCAGGACCUUCAAGAGUUCAACAAGCACCGCCGUGCGCUCAAGCACGGACUGCGCAAGCAUCGCGCGGAGAAGAAGGCCCUUGACACCGACCUUUGCCGCCAGAUGGCCAAGCUCGCGAUCAAGCCCAAGGAAGGCCUUGGCCGCAAGAAGAAGACGGACACUCGAAAGCCUCUGACCAAGAAAGAGGGCUUUGCCACCAAGCAAGCUUGA
Messenger RNA from Apiotrichum porosum, 426 nucleotides. RefSeq lists its product as uncharacterized. Lineage: Eukaryota; Fungi; Basidiomycota; Tremellomycetes; Trichosporonales; Trichosporonaceae. The record is from RefSeq and is a predicted model, not a curated record. Bases 1 to 426 code for a protein of 141 amino acids. The transcript has 2 exons.